Messenger RNA from Geodia barretti, 770 nucleotides. Lineage: Eukaryota; Metazoa; Porifera; Demospongiae; Tetractinellida; Geodiidae. The record is from the annotation of a GenBank genome assembly.
AUGGUGUCUGGUAAAGGGAAGAUGAGUCAGUACAUGCAGUACCGCAUGCGGAUCACCCUUCUGGAUGGCCGCAUGUUCAUCGGUACCUUCUUGGCUUUUGACCGGCACAUGAACCUUGUACUGGCCGACUGUGAGGAGUUCAGAAAGAUCAAGCCAAAGAACAAGGGGCCGGAGAGAGAGGAGAAGAGGAGCCUGGGACUGGUGCUCCUCAGAGGGAUGAAUCUGGUCUCCCUCACUGUGGAGGGACCUCCUCCUAAUUCUGAUCGUAGGAAGGGUGGCAAGGGAGGCCACGGAGCCAGACCUGGACCUGGUGUUGGGAGGGCAGCCGGCCGUGGAGUUCCGAUGCAUCAUGCUGGGGCACCUGCUGGGUUGACUGGUCCAGUGAGAGGAGUCGGAGGACCUUCGAUGCAGGCAAUGGCUCCACAAGGAGGACCUGGGGGUCCAGUUCGAGGUCAUGCACCAUUCAACCUGCCUCCACCAGGGAUGCCACCACCGGGGAUGCCACCUCCAAUGAUGGGUCGGGGAGGGCCCCCGCCCGGCAUGCCCCCUCAUGGCAUGAGGGGACCUCCCGGAAUGCCCCAUGGAAUGAGAGGUCCUCCUCCAAGAUAAAAACCUCCCAUCACGCUGGAAGAACUGUUAGUUAGGGAUCAUGACAUGCCUAAUGCACUACUAUGCUGCCUUUUAUUUUGUAUUGCGAAAAAUAAUGUAAACAGUCAAUGAGUUGAUUCGCUUGAUGGCCUAGAUAUCUUUAUAGGCGGUCCUCGCUGUGU